Medicago truncatula (barrel medic) is the source of this 774-nucleotide messenger RNA. RefSeq names its product FBD-associated F-box protein At3g52670. Bases 20 to 670 code for a protein of 216 amino acids. NCBI's taxonomy places the organism in Eukaryota, Viridiplantae, Streptophyta, Magnoliopsida, Fabales, Fabaceae. The record is from RefSeq and is a predicted model, not a curated record. The transcript is spliced from 3 exons.
UUUCCUCAAAUCGUUGAUCAUGAAUCAAAUUUUUUUCGAAGAUAAGGAGGAUUUCAUGAAACUUUUUUUCGGGUGUCCAAAAUUGGAAUAUUUGAGUAUACAUGGAAUCAAAGCUAAUGGUACAAUUGUAGAAGCAAAUGCCGGUGUUCCAGUGGGAGGCUACUUUAAACACUUAUCCAAGUUGACUCGGGCUCGUAUCUCUUUAAUUAGUGUUCCGUUAAUUGCAGUUUAUAAUGUCAAAUUUCUAAGUGUUUGGAUAGAACGAAGUCUUUCCGAUAAAGAAAUCAAUUCAUUUGACAAAAGCCUUCCCAUGUUUGAAAACAUAACCAGACUUCAACUAUCUUGGUCUCCAAGCAUUAGCGUUCAUGACUGGGAGGUGGUAUUGAAAAUGCUACAGAAUUGUCCCAAACUUCAAACUCUUACCAUUGUAAAGGCGAAUAAUUCAACAACCAUAGAUUGGGAAUAUCCAGAUCAUGUUCCAGAAUGUGUUUCGUCUCAUCUAACAAACUUUAAAGUUAUAGGCUCUGAAGCUUGCGAAGCUGAUUUUCGAUUCGCAACAUAUAUUUUGCGAAAUGCGAGACUUUUACAAGUUAUGUCCAUUCACCAUAGUCUUCACGCAAAUUUAUCCUCCUGUCCAAGGAUCUCUCCCACAUGUAAGCUGAUUCAGUAGUUCCUAGAUGUAUGUCUGGUGUUUUCGUUAGUUUCAAUACUUGCUUCUACUGAAUUUGAUGGUUUUAACAAUAUAGGCUUAUAUAAAUCAGUAGUCUGCCAAUA